CGAUUCGGCUCGCAUGAUGAUGAUAAACAAAAUAACUUAACCAGUUCAUGGCGCCAUACCCUCGCCUGUUCCUUUGCAAUUGACGUUUAAAAAGGCUGCUGCUGACCUGCUUCCUUCAGCCUCCUCUCCUCUUGCCCAACCACCCCCUCCGUGCACUUUCUCGCUGCCCGCACGCUCGUUUGCUGAGAGUCCAGCAACACAACCACCACCGCCGACACCUCCUCCUCCUCCACCUCUGCCAUCACCGCCGUCAUGUCGGGCCUCAUCUCAGCCCCCGUCGUGCCCGAGGAGGCAAUUGAUGACUCCGACUUGCACACCACCGUCAAGAACUCGGUGCAUCACCGGUUGCGGGCCAACAGCUCCAUCAUGCAGAUGAAAAAGCUGAUGGUGGCCAACCGCGGCGAGAUCCCCAUUCGCAUCUUCAGAACCGCCCACGAGCUUUCGCUACACACCGUCGCCAUCUACAGUCAUGAGGACCGCAUGGGCAUGCACAGGCAAAAGGCCGACGAGGCCUAUGUCAUCGGCAAGCGUGGCCAGUAUACGCCCGUCGGCGCUUACCUGGCCGCUGACGAGAUCGUAAAGAUCGCCGUCGAGCACGAUGUCAACAUGAUCCACCCUGGCUACGGCUUCCUCUCCGAGAACGCCGAAUUCGCUCGCAAAGUUGAGGCCGCUGGCAUUGUGUUCGUUGGCCCGAGCCCAGACACCAUCGACGCUUUGGGCGACAAGGUCUCCGCGCGCAGACUGGCCAUCAAGUGUGGCGUGCCCGUCGUGCCAGGCACGCCAGAUCCAGUCGAGACGUACGAGGAAGUCAAGAGCUUCACCGACGAGCAUGGCUUCCCGAUCAUCAUCAAAGCCGCCUUUGGUGGCGGUGGGCGUGGCAUGCGCGUCGUCCGCAACCAGGAAGAUCUGAAGGACUCGUUCGAGCGUGCUACCUCUGAGGCGAAAUCGGCCUUUGGCAACGGCACCGUCUUCGUCGAGCGUUUCUUGGACAAGCCCAAGCACAUUGAGGUUCAGCUCCUUGGCGACAACCAUGGCAACGUUGUUCACCUGUACGAGCGUGACUGCUCCGUUCAGCGUCGCCACCAGAAGGUUGUCGAGCUGGCUCCUGCGCCAACGCUCCCCAUUGCAACGCGCGACGCCAUCUUGGCCGACGCUGUGAAGCUCGCCAAGUCAGUCAACUACCGCAACGCUGGUACUGCCGAGUUCUUGGUCGAUCAGCAGAACCGAUACUACUUCAUCGAGAUCAACCCCAGAAUCCAAGUCGAGCACACUAUUACCGAGGAGAUCACCGGCAUAGAUAUCGUUGCCGCACAGAUCCAGAUCGCUGCUGGCGCUUCGCUCGCUCAGCUUGGCCUCACACAAGAUCGCAUCACAACCCGCGGCUUCGCUAUCCAGUGCCGUAUUACAACCGAAGAUCCCGCAAAAGGCUUCGCUCCCGACACCGGCAAGAUCGAGGUCUACCGAUCCGCUGGUGGAAAUGGCGUGAGGCUGGACGGUGGUAAUGGUUACGCGGGCUCCGUUAUCACACCUCACUAUGACUCCAUGUUGGUCAAGUGUACCUGCCACGGUUCCACAUAUGAGAUCGCCCGACGAAAGAUCCUUCGUGCUCUCGUCGAAUUCCGUAUCCGCGGUGUGAAGACCAACAUUCCCUUCUUGACCUCGCUUCUCUCGCAUCCUAUCUUCAUCCAGGGUGACUGCUGGACGACGUUCAUCGACGACACUCCAGAACUCUUCAACCUCGUCAGCAGUCAGAACCGUGCCCAGAAGCUGCUCAGUUACCUGGGUGAUCUUGCCGUUAACGGCAGUCAGAUCAAGGGCCAAGUUGGCGAGCCCAAGUUCAAGGGUGAGGUUAAGAUUCCCGAGAUCGUCGACUCCAAGGGCCAGGUCAUCGACGUGUCGAAGCCAUGCCCUGUCGGCUUCAGGAAGAUCUUCCUUGAGCAGGGCCCAGAGGCCUUCGCGAAGGCUGUUCGUGCCUAUCCGGGCUGCCUGAUCAUGGACACAACAUGGAGAGACGCCCACCAGUCGCUCCUUGCCACGCGCGUCCGAACUGUUGAUAUGCUCAACAUUGCCAAGGAGACGAGCUACGCUCUCAGCAACGCCUGGGCUCUCGAGUGCUGGGGUGGCGCCACCUUCGACGUCGCCAUGCGUUUCUUGUACGAGGAUCCAUGGGACCGUCUGAGGAAGAUGAGGAAGCUCGUGCCCAACAUCCCCUUCCAGAUGUUGCUCCGCGGCGCCAACGGUGUCGCCUACUCCUCGCUUCCCGACAACGCGAUCGUCCAUUUCUGCGAGCAGGCAAAGAAGAAUGGCAUGGACAUAUUCCGUGUCUUUGACGCCCUCAACGACGUCACCCAGCUCGAGGUCGGCAUCAAAGCCGUCGUUAAGGCCGGCGGUAUCGCCGAAGGCGCCAUGUGCUACAGCGGCGACAUGUUGAACCCGAAGAAGAAGUACAACUUUGACUACUACAUGGACCUUGCCGACAAGAUCGUCGGCAUGGGCGCUCAUAUCCUCGGUAUCAAGGAUAUGGCCGGUGUGCUGAAGCCUACUGCCGCCACCAAACUUGUUGGUGCUUUGAGGGAGAGGUUCCCAGACAUUCCCAUCCACGUGCACACUCACGACUCCGCCGGUACUGGUGUCGCCUCCAUGAUCGCAUGUGCCCAGGCCGGCGCCGAUGCUGUCGACUGCGCCACCGACAGCAUGUCCGGCAUGACCUCUCAGCCAAGUAUCGGUGCCGUCGUUGCCUCGUUGGCUGGCACCAAAUACGACACCGGUCUCGACCCUGCUGCGCUUCGCGCCAUUGACAGCUACUGGGCACAGGUUCGCCUUCUCUACUCGCCGUUCGAAGCCGGCCUCACCGGCCCAGAUCCCGAGGUCUACGAGCACGAGAUCCCCGGCGGUCAGCUCACCAACCUCAUCUUCCAGGCCUCCCAGCAAGGCCUUGGCGAGAAGUGGGCCCAGACCAAGAAGGCCUACGAGCAGGCCAACGACUUGCUUGGCGACAUCGUCAAGGUCACGCCCACGUCCAAGGUCGUUGGCGACUUGGCUCAGUUCAUGGUCUCCAACAACCUUAGCUACAACGAUGUGCUCGAGAGGGCCGACAAGCUCGACUUCCCGUCCUCUGUCCUCGAAUUCUUCGAGGGGUUGAUGGGUCAACCGUACGGAGGAUUCCCAGAGCCACUGCGCACCAAGGCCCUGCGUGGUCGUAGAAAGAUGGACAAGCGACCGGGUCUCUACUUCGAGCCUGUGGAUAUCGACAAGGUCCGCAAGGAGCUGAAGGAGAAGUACGGAGGCGCCACUGAGACGGACGUCGCCUCGUACAUCAUGUACCCCAAGGUGUUUGAGGACUUCAAGAAGUUCACAGACAAGUAUGGCGAUCUUUCAGUCGUUCCCACGCGCUACUUCCUCGCCAAGCCAGAGGUGGGCGAAGAGUUCCACGUCGAGCUCGAGAAGGGCAAGGUGCUGAUUCUCAAGCUGCUCGCCAUCGGCCCGCUCAGCGAGCAAACUGGUCAAAGGGAGGUGUUCUACGAGAUGAAUGGAGAGGUGCGACAAGUCACCGUGGACGACAAGCAUGCCGCCGUGGAGAACGUGUCGCGUGUCAAGGCCGACGCAUCGGAUUCGAGCCAGGUCGGCUCACCAAUGGCGGGUGUCGUUGUCGAAGUUAGAGUCAAGGAGGGUGCGGACGUCAACAAGGGCGAUCCCAUUGCCAUUCUGAGCGCGAUGAAGAUGGAAAUGGUCAUCUCGGCGCCGCACAGUGGUAAAGUUGGAAGCCUUAGCGUCAAGGAUGGCGACUCGGUUGACUCGCAGGAUCUGAUCUGUAAGAUUGUCAAGUGAGAAAACUCGGCGGCGGUUCUUUGUCCGUUUCCCUUAGGUUAGCUGAAACGUAUAUAUAUACGAAUGAUGUUAUUGUUCCCUCUUGUACAUCGUCUCAACGUGACAGUUUUUAGUGCCGAAAUAAAUUUUUUUUUCCCCCUCGA
This is a messenger RNA of Verruconis gallopava, 3971 nucleotides long. Its product is annotated as pyruvate carboxylase. The transcript is spliced from 6 exons. Gene Ontology annotation, biological process: gluconeogenesis; pyruvate metabolic process. NCBI's taxonomy places the organism in Eukaryota, Fungi, Ascomycota, Dothideomycetes, Venturiales, Sympoventuriaceae. Gene Ontology annotation, molecular function: pyruvate carboxylase activity; ATP binding; metal ion binding. Bases 253 to 3828 code for a protein of 1191 amino acids. Gene Ontology annotation, cellular component: cytoplasm. The record is from RefSeq and is a predicted model, not a curated record.